ACUUUUUUUAUUCACUAUCAUACCAAAAAAUGGAGUUUCAAAGAAAACAUAUCUUUUUUCUAUUAGCUGUGGCAAUUUUUUCUCUUGAUCAGAAUGCGGCGGAUGAAAGAAGAACUAGUAGUAGACAUUUUGAUGAUGAUAUCUGUACUUUCUACGAUUACACCAAGGCAAUUGAUGAGUUGCUCUUCACAGAAACCUCAAAGCCUUUAGUAAUAAUUAUUGCUGAUAAUAUGAUUAAAGGCAUUCAAAAAGCUAAGGAUCUAACUCAGGAUACAAGAAUAAAUAACAGAGAAAGUAGAGAUAAUCAUCAGAACUCUCAGUUAUUUGACAAAAUAUUGGAGAAAAUUCAUCUGUAUGAAUCAAAAGACAUUUCCUACUUUGUCUAUCCUGUAAACAUGAGAAAUGAUUUAUUGACAACAUACUGUCAACGGAAACUUAUAAAUGAUAGUUUUGUUGUAAUGUUUCAUUUUCUUAAUUCGAAGAAUGAGUUUCCUUUUGAGGAGGAAAUUUUUAUUCCACUAAAACCACACUCAAUGUGCACGAAACAAUGUACUUUUAUCGAAUAUGUAGAAGAAAAAAUGCAGAUUGGUAAAACAUUCUUUGAAUUAUUCGAAUUACGAAAAAAAUUGUUUAGCGAAGCGGCAAGAGAGAACUUUCUCAUUUCUAAAUCCGAUAAAAUUGAUAACUCUCUGUUUUAUCAAAAGUUAAAUUCUCAGAACGUAAGUUCUAUGAUUUACUUUAACAUGUUAUUGGAAGAAAUUCGAAAUUCUUCCAUUAAUUUGAAAGAUAUGGUUGAAAGUACUUUUGUCGAAAAAAGCAUUAAUUGUUUUAAAUCGAGAUGUUUAGGAAAUAAAGAGUUUAAUUUCUUGAAAGAUUCAGGAAUACAUGUACGGAAUGUGUUAACUUUUACUGAUUAUUUAACUUUGCUAAACAGUACGAUAUUUUCGUUAGAUAGCAGCGAUGCAUCAUUCGGAAAUCUUUGCAACAUGAUUCAUUAUUCGGAAGUAAUUAAAUUAUUUUGCUUCAUAAAGAAUUUAUCUGACGCUACAUCCCUGAACAUAGAAGCGUGGAUAAGUAAUUUAAAACUAUUUGUGUCAAAUUCAUUGAUGAGCCAACUAUCAUGGUUCAACAGAUUGGUAGCUUUGUAUAGAAAUCAAUAUUAUUUGGAUGCAAAUACGUCUGAAAGGGAGAAGAGCAAACUUAGUAUGGAAAUAGAAUAUAUGGAUAAAGAUUUUAGACAAUGGAUGAAGUUUGCCUUGUCUUCUAUAAAUUACGUAAUGAGAGGAAAAAAACUUGAACAGCUGUAUGAAACAUUUGAAGAUAUUACUAUAUUUUACGAGUAUUGGGAAACAAUUGAUGAAUUGCUUUUUGACGUAAAAAUCGACAAAUUAGUAAUAAUCUUAACUGAUGAUGUUGCAAAAGGAAUUCAAGUUCUCGAGAAAAUGACCAACAAUGAAAGGGUAAAACCGAAAAAAAAUCGAGGUGAUCUACAUUAUACAAAACAGUUCCUGUACGAUAUAAUAGUGGCGAAUUUUUAUUUGUUUCAAUCCAAUGAUACUUAUUACUACGUCUACCCCACUCAACUGCAAAACGAUAUGUUGAUGUUUUACCUCCAUUUUAUGAUAUUUAAAGAUUAUUCUAAAACCACAUUCCAUGUCGUUAAAUUUGAAAAAAGUUUCACUCUUUUAGGAGAUAAUCAGUUCAGUUUUACUGACAUUGUGAUUCCAGCGAUACCAAAUCCAAAUUGUGGGAUAAAUUAUAGUAUCUUAACAGUUUUAAUCGAUUAUAGUUUAGUACAUUCAUUAUUUUAUUUUCAAAAUUCAUAUACUUUUAGAAAAUAUGCCACUGAGGAUAGAAAUUUGUCGUUAUUGUUAAAAUUCCACAAUUCAUGUGAGGAAAAAACCUAUUUUAUGGAAACUAAAAUGCAAAUUUUUAACGCCUUAAAAUUUCAAAGACCAGCGAUUCUUUAUGAUUAUGCCAUGAAUCAUAUAGCAUAUUUCAAAAAUGUGAAUUUACGGAGAAAAAAUGAAAUAUUCCUCAAUAUGAAUAAACUUGAUGAUGUUUUCAACCUAUCCAAAAUAAUAAAAUCUGCUUAUAAGAAUCUAAAAUCACUGAAUGGCAAUAAUAAUUUAAAAGACCUUUGCAGUUUUAAAGAAAAUUUCAAACUUCUUAAAUUAUUUUGCUUUUUAAAAAAUAAUUUGCUCAGUGUCUUCGAAGCGAAAAAUUCCGAGAAAUUUGUGCCGAUAAAAACACUAAUUCAAAAACUGGAGAAUGUUAUCACUGCAUUCUUGAAAAAUUCAAAUGAGUGGUUAAAUAAAUUGCUGUCAAUUUAUUACAAUGUUUACGAUUGGGAUAAAGUUGUGAUUCUAAGGGAAUUUCAAACUCUGUACAAAGAGAUAGCAUACAUUACGAAAAGAAAUAAGAAAUUAUUUAAGAGAAUUCUUCAUCUUGUUGAAGAGAAGACAAUGUCUCUGAAAAGUAUUUCAUGUCCAUGUUCAUGUUUAUUGUUGGGUGGCGAAGAAUAUAAAUUGCAAGUUACAACGGAUAUUAUACAUUUUAAUGAAUUCUUCAAAAAAAACUUUUGUCCUGGACCUAUAAAAAUUUAUGAAUUUUUUGCUCUUGAUAAAAUUAUAUUUGAUAAAAACUUAAAAGCGGGUCAUAAGGAAAUGAACAUUAAUAUAAUUGCACCAAUUUGGGAAAUAACAUCAAAAGUAAAAAUAGAUUUGAGUAGUGUCAAUAUAAAAGAGGGGAAUUCUAAUUCAACUGUAACAUCGGGAGGGAACUUUUUUGGAAUCUACAAAACAUUAGAAAUGACCACUAACGAUCAAUUAAAAAUUGAUGUUUCGAGUGGAUAUGCAAGAAAUGGAAAAGGACUAUUACUAUCAUUUAACAACAGUGUCUCAAUCAAAUUUGAGGGAACAUUACGAAUAAAAUCUUUUAAUAAUUAUUACAAUCAAUCACGAAGAGAAAUUUCUUAUCACAUCUCCGACGUAGUUAAAGAAUAUAAAAAGUUUCUAUUGUCAUCAAUGUUAAAGUACAAUAAUAGUGACUAUAAAUUUUUGUACACAAAUCUCAGUAAGAACAAUGAAAUAUUAAGUGACUAUACAACGUUUGAUAUUAUUAACGAACUACUCGAUUUGGAGUAUUUCUAUUUACAAGAUACUAACAAAUUAGAUUCGCUGUUUAUUUUAAAUGUUUAUCAAAGUGGAAUUAUUCAUAAAAUAAUGGACGAGAGAAAGGGUAUCCAAUCAAUGAAUAAUGGCGAUCAAACAAUUCAACAUUUAAAUACAUUUUACACCAGAAAAAUUAAGAAUUUAGAAGAAAACUUUUACAAGAAACCCAUUUUUCACAUUAAUGAUUACUUGAAAUAUAUUUUAUCGGACGUAAACAGUAUAAAAAAUCUGAAAAUUUUGAAUAGAUUUCAAAUAAUUGUUAACAAUUACACUAAGGAAUUUAAAAAAGAAAUUAUCGAAGCAGACAAGAAAAUUAGUGAACUUGCAGUUUACGUAGACGAUAAAAUAAAAGAAUUAAAUCAUAAAACUGAAAAAAUAAAAUCAGAAAUUGAUAGUUUGCAUAAAGAAAAGGUAAAUGAAGCCCAACAGUUAAUCAAUAAAGAAACUCAACUAAGAAAGAAUAAAUUGUAUAAAACAAUAUUUGAUGUUUCAAAAUUUUUGUGUAUAGGACUGGGACUUAUAAAUCCCUUUUUUGGUGUGGCUGGUGCAAUAAUUCUAACUGGUGCCAGUGUAUUAGAAUCAAAAUUAAUUACCUCUUCUGAUGAUAUUAUGCAUGUGAAUAUACCAACAGUAGUUCGUGAUAAAUUGCCAAAAACCAAUGACUUUGAUGAUCAGUCGCAACAAAAUUUUUUAAAAGUUUCACUUCCAGCAUCUUGUUCGAAAAAUUUUAAAGAUCACAUCAAAGCUUACGACGAUUUGAAAAAACAACCAACAGCUGCUGUCGAAAGUAUACACAGAGAAUUAAAUAAAGACAAUACAAAGAUAAUAGUGGAGAAAAUUAAAGAAUCACAAGUUAUGUGUUCGACGAAAAGCAAACCAGGUAAAUGUGAAAAUGAUUUGAUUAAAAAACAUAAAGAUGAAUUGAAUUUGAAGGGUUCUUACAAUCAGCAGAGACAUAGCGAAAAAAUAAGAACUUUCAAUAAAGUUGCUUCAUUUGCCGAGAAUAUUCAAUCGGGACUUGAUGUUUACAACAACAUUAGAAAAAGUGAUUUGGAAUUAAAUCAAAUAUCAAAUGACUUUGUUGAAGUUGAUCAAGAUUUAGAUAACUUGAUGAAAUUUAAUCAACAGGUUGACAGAACUUUAAAACCAGAAUUAGAAAAAUUGCGAAGUAUUCUCUAUGGUUUUACCGAAGGUUUUGUCAAUGCAACGACAAGCACUUUUCUCCAAUUUCAAAAAUGGAACAUUGACACUAUAUUGACGAAAUAUUUCCAAAAGUUAAAAACUUGGGUUAAAGAUCUAAAGGUUGAGGAUGAAUUCACAGAAAUAUUGGACAAUUUACAUAGAGCUAUACAAACGAGUAUUAAAUUUCACACUCUUGUUAGAGAUUUUAGGUCAAAAAUUAACAAUGCAAACUAUGUGAAAGACCUUGCUGCUGCUCCAUUUUAUGAAAUAUUCACAAACGAUCCUUCUGUACGAGCAGCUUAUGACAAAUUGAGUUAUUUUUAUUAUUCAAAUCAGAUAAUUGACGAAUACAACAAAUGGAUAAUUUCCUUCAAGCAGUACACAUUUCCCUACAUGAGUCAUUAUCCCGAAAUAAAAGAAAUCUAUUUUCUGGAUACCAAUUCCCCUGUGAUAAGAGCGAACAGCAUAAUCCAAUCCAUGAAAUCAGUAAAUAAACAUUUGAAUAAAUUAAAAGCUGAAGGAUAUUCAUCAUUUAUUGAUUUUAGAAAUGGGGACUUUGGAAAUAGAGUGAGACAUCCUGCUUUUUAUGAAUGGAACAGCAACAGAGAUUACUCAGCUAUUAAAAAUAUUCUUGAUGGUAAACAAGUGAAAUUGUUUGCAAAUAUUUCUCAUUUUGAUAAAUAUAAUGCAGUGAAAUUUCGGGAUAUUAAUCUUUUGAUUAGUUCAAAUAAUCAUGAGGAUGAGGAAUUGAGAAAUGAUUUGAGAAAUGUUUCCUUGAUGCUGACACAUAAUGGAGAUAGUUAUUAUAGGUGUGAUGAUAAAAUUCAUUUAAUCCAAUCGGGUGUUCUGCAGCUAAACUUUGAUACAAUAUAUUCUAAAGCGGAUCAAUUUAUCGAUGGUGAGAAAAAUGAUUAUGUUCUGAGUCCCUUUGCUACGUGGACUGUGCAGCUUACGAAUAUUAUGGAAAACGAAGAAUUUCAGUCAUUGGCAAAAUAUGCUGGACAUGUUAAUGUAAAAUUGGUUGGGAAUGGCAAAUACUUGAGAUUGCAUAAAAAUGUUUGUCAAGACGAUUUGAGGGUUUAUUAUGGGGAUCAACAUUUUUAUUUAUAUUCGAUUUUAGAAAAAUGUCCCAUUAACUUUGAGAAACUCACAAAUUCUAUUAAUUCAGCGCCAACUGAAGAUGGAUCGUCGUCAAGUAGUAAUGGUGGUGACAUGACUACAAGUUCAGCUGGUAAUGGCAACGAUGGAUCUACUACUAACUCGGGAGAUGGUAGUUCCAGUAGAAAUAGUAGUCCAAGUUCAGGUAGUGGGGACAACGAUGGAUCGACCACUAGCUCCGGAGGCUCUGAUGGAAACAGCACACCAAAUUCUAGUAGUGGCGACAAUAAUGGAUCGACCCCCAAUUCUGGAGACUCUGAUGGAGAUAGUACUCCAAGUUCUGGUGGUGGCGAUAAUAAUGGAUCGACCCCUAAUUCUGGAGGCUCUGAUGGAAAUAGCACUCCCAGUUCUGGUAGUGAUGACGAUAAUGGAUCGACCCCCAAUUCUGGAGGCUCUGAUGGAAAUAGCACUCCCAGUUCUGGUAGUGAUGACGAUAAUGGAUCGACCCCUAAUUCUGGAGGCUCUGAUGGAGAUAGUACUCCAAGUUCUGGUGGUGGCGAUAAUAAUGGAUCGACCCCUAAUUCUGGAGGCUCUGAUGGAAAUAACACUCCCAGUUCUGGUAUUGAUGACGAUAAUGGAUCGACCCCCAAUUCUGGAGGCUCUGAUAGAAAUAGCACUCCCAGUUCUGGUAGUGUUGACGAUAAUGGAUCGACCCCCCCUUCCGGAGGCUCUGAUGGAAACAGCACACCAAAUUCAGGUAGUGGUGACAAUAAUGGAUCGACCCCCAAUUCUGGAGGCUCUGAUGGAAAUAGCACUCCCAGUUCUGGUAGUGAUGACGAUAAUGGAUCGACCCCUAAUUCUGGAGGCUCUGAUGGAGAUAGUACUCCAAGUUCUGGUGGUGGCGAUAAUAAUGGAUCGACCCCUGGCUCCGGAGGUUCUAGUGGAAACACUACUCCAAGUUCGGGUACCGGCGAUGGAUCAACGCCAAGUUCAGGAGGAGGUGGGACCACCCCGGAUAAUAAAGGAAGCAGCACAUCAAAACCCGAACUGCGUAGUGUAAUAAUGAUAUAUUUCAUUUUAUUGUGCACAAUAUCUGUGCAAUCGGUGCUUUCGUACCAGAUUCAGGAAUCUGGGAUAUUCGAUAAAUUAUAUGAUGCUUCUCCAAUUGUCAGGAAGGGCAGACAAAAAUUGCCUGACGCCGGAGUUUCUAACGGCAACAAAACAGCAAAUUCAGGUAGUGGCAAUAACGAAGCAUCGACGCCUGUCAAAGAAAUUCCUAACGAAAACAACACAAUAACUUCAGGUAAUGGCAACAACGAAGCAUCUACCCCUGUCUCCGGAGGUUCAAACGGAAGCGGCACAACAACUUUAAGAAGUGUAGUCAACGAUGAAUCGAACAUUGACUCCGGAGUUACUAACGGAAGCAGCAGAACAACUUUAAGAAGUGUAGUCAACGAAGCAUUGAUCCCUGUCAAAGAAAUUUCUAACGGAAACAACACAGCAACUUCAGAUAGUGGCAACAACGAAGCAUCUACCCCUGUCUCCGGAUUUACUAACGGAAGCAGCACAACAACUUUAAGAAGUGUAGACAACGAUGAAUCGAACGUUGACUCCGGAGUUACUAACGGAAGCAGCACAACAACUUUGAAAAGUAUAGUCAACGAUGAAUCGAACGUUGACUCCGGAGUUACUAACGGAAGCAGCACAACAACUUUAAGAAGUGUAGACAACGAAGCAUUGACCCCCGUCAAAGAAAUUUCUAACGUAAACAACACAGCAAUUUCAGGUAGUGGCAACACCGAAGCAUCGACCCCCGUCAAAGAAAUUACUAACGGAAACAACACAGUAACGUCAGGUAGUGCCAACAACGGAGCAUCGACCCCUGUCUCAGGAAUUUCUAACGGAAGCAGCACAACAACUUUAAGAAGUGUAGUCAACGAUGAAUCGAACGUUUCCUCCGGAGUUACUAACGGAAGCAGCACAACAACUUUAAGAAGUGUAGACAACGAUGAAUCGAACAUUGCCUCGGGAGUUACUAACGGAAGCAGCACAACAACUUUAAGAAGUGUAGUCAACGAUGAAUCGAACGUUUCCUCCGGAGUUACUAACGGAAGCAGCACAACAACUUUAAGAAGUGUAGCCAACGAUGAAUCGAACAUUGCCUCGGGAGUUACUAACGGAAGCAGCACAACAACUUUAAGAAGUGUAGUCAACGAUGAAUCGAACGUUUCCUCCGGAGUUACUAACGGAAGCAGCACAACAACUUUAAGAAGUGUAGACAACGAUGAAUCUAACAUUGAUUCCGGAGUAACUAACGGAAGCAGCACAACAACUUUAAGAAGUGUAGACAACGAAGCAUUGACCCCUGUCAAAGAAAUUUCUGACGUAAACAACACAGCAACUUCAGAUAGCGGCAACAACGAAACAUCUACCCCUGUCUCCCGAUUUACUAACGGAAGCAGCACAACAACUUUAAGAAGUGUAGACAACGAAGCAUUGACCCCUGUCAAAGAAAUUUCUGACGUAAACAACACAGCAACUUCAGAUAGCGGCAACAACGAAACAUCUACCCCUGUCUCCCGAUUUACUAACGGAAGCAGCACAACAACUUUAAGAAGUGUAGACAACGAAGCAUUGACCCCUGUCAAAGAAAUUUCUGACGUAAACAACACAGCAACUUCAGAUAGCGGCAACAACGAAACAUCUACCCCUGUCUCCCGAUUUACUAACGGAAGCAGCACAACAACUUUAAGAAGUGUAGACAACGAUGAAUCGAACAUUGACUCCGGAGUUACUAACGGAAGCAGCACAACAACUUUAAGAAGUGUAGACAACGAAGCAUUGACCCCUGUCAAAGAAAUUUCUGACGUAAACAACACAGCAACUUCAGAUAGCGGCAACAACGAAGCAUCUACCCCUGUCUCCCGAUUUACUAACGGAAGCAGCACAACAACUUUAAGAAGUGUAGACAACGAUGAAUCGAACAUUGACUCCGGAGUUACUAACGGAAGCAGCACAACAACUUUAAGAAGUGUAGACAACGAAGCAUUGACCCCUGUCAAAGAAAUUUCUGACGUAAACAACACAGCAACUUCAGAUAGCGGCAACAACGAAGCAUCUACCCCUGUCUCCCGAUUUACUAACGGAAGCAGCACAACAACUUUAAGAAGUGUAGACAACGAAGCAUUGACCCCUGUCAAAGAAAUUUCUGACGUAAACAACACAGCAACUUCAGAUAGCGGCAACAACGAAACAUCUACCCCUGUCUCCCGAUUUACUAACGGAAGCAGCACAACAACUUUAAGAAGUGUAGACAACGAAGCAUUGACCCCUGUCAAAGAAAUUUCUGACGUAAACAACACAGCAACUUCAGAUAGCGGCAACAACGAAACAUCUACCCCUGUCUCCCGAUUUACUAACGGAAGCAGCACAACAACUUUAAGAAGUGUAGACAACGAUGAAUCGAACAUUGACUCCGGAGUUACUAACGGAAGCAGCACAACAACUUUAAGAAGUGUAGACAACGAAGCAUUGACCCCUGUCAAAGAAAUUUCUGACGUAAACAACACAGCAACUUCAGAUAGCGGCAACAACGAAGCAUCUACCCCUGUCUCCCGAUUUACUAACGGAAGCAGCACAACAACUUUAAGAAGUGUAGACAACGAUGAAUCGAACAUUGACUCCGGAGUUACUAACGGAAGCAGCACAACAACUUUAAGAAGUGUAGACAACGAAGCAUUGACCCCUGUCAAAGAAAUUUCUGACGUAAACAACACAGCAACUUCAGAUAGCGGCAACAACGAAGCAUCUACCCCUGUCUCCCGAUUUACUAACGGAAGCAGCACAACAACUUUAAGAAGUGUAGACAACGAUGAAUCGAACAUUGACUCCGGAGUUACUAACGGAAGCAGCACAACAACUUUAAGAAGUGUAGACAACGAUGAAUCGAACAUUGACUCCGGAGUUACUAACGGAAGCAGCACAACAACUUUAAGAAGUGUAGACAACGAAGCAUUGACCCCUGUCAAAGAAAUUUCUGACGUAAACAACACAGCAACUUCAGAUAGCGGCAACAACGAAGCAUCUACCCCUGUCUCCCGAUUUACUAACGGAAGCAGCACAACAACUUUAAGAAGUGUAGACAACGAUGAAUCGAACAUUGACUCCGGAGUUACUAACGGAAGCAGCACAACAACUUUAAGAAGUGUAGACAACGAUGAAUCGAACAUUGACUCCGGAGUUACUAACGGAAGCAGCACAACAACUUUAAGAAGUGUCAUCAACGAUGCAACAACCCAAAGUUUAGGAGUACGUGUAUCGACCCCUGUUACUAUUAGAAGCAUCACUUCAAGACCCAGUAAUGGAGAAUAUAGUUCGAAUAAUAAAUGCAUCUUCGGUCUCCACUGCUACAUUAAAUCAAAGUUUAGAAACUACAAUUGUCGAAAUGUUCGCAGACUACUUAAAAUUAAGUUCUUGACAUUUAGAACGGAUGCCCGUAUGUAUUCCUGGUAUGUGGAUAAUUGCUGAUAAAUCAAUUUAUACAUAUGUGAUCAUCUAAUAAAAUCGCCAAUCUACCAAUUCUCCCUAAGUGUUGUAACGUUGAUUUUAAAUAAUCAUAUUAUAAAAACCGAAUUGAGUUUUCGCCGAAACUUAUUCAGUUAAUUCUUAAUUAAUUAUUAUAAAUUAAUUGCGGUAGCCAGAAUCGAAUUCAACAUUUUAUUUUAUUAGUAUAUUUCUGAAUUGCAUAGAAUCAAUAUAAUACCGAAAUAUUGACUUGUAUAAAAUCAUAUUGUUUAGCUCAAGAGAAUUCCACACGUUCUGGUUGAUUAUAAAACACAAUGUUAUUUAUUAUUAUUUAAUUAUCAACCGACCGAAAAUGUGUCAGCAAUUAAUGAAUUAUCGGAAGAUUGUCGAAGGCUAAAGCGUUCGGAGAAGUUAUGCACAGCUUGCAAACGAAAAUUGUGAAUAGUGUCUCGAUUUGUUAAAUUUCAACAAAUUAUAAUUUUGCGAGAUUAGUUUCUUUAGCUUACAGUAUAAAUUUACUGUGAAAAUAAAAUUACGAAGUUAGGUAUUUUUUUGUUGCUGUAAUAUUCAUAAGAUUACUUUCUAUGCGGA
Molecule: messenger RNA, 10568 nt
Organism: Leptopilina heterotoma
Lineage: Eukaryota; Metazoa; Arthropoda; Insecta; Hymenoptera; Figitidae
Exons: 9
Coding region: 30-9980 (3316 amino acids)
Source: RefSeq, a predicted model, not a curated record